AUGGAGGCUCGUCCAGUUCAGAGAUCAGGUUCUAGGGAGCUCAGUAACCUAGCACGCACUUCUUCAAUUCCAUCAACACCAAACCCUUUAGCAGCAGAAGAUGUUUUCAUGAGAUCAGACAACACUCACUUAAUGUCUAGACCGUUAGGACAAACCUACCAUUUACUCCCUUCCAGCAACGGAGGAGCAGUCGGACAUAUCUGUUCCUCGUCAUCGUCCGGUUUCUCGACCAAUCUCCACUACUCAUCUAUGGUGUCUCACGAGAAACACUAUCAAGGAGGAAGCAGCAGCAGCAGCAGCAACGCUGCCACGCAUCUCGUAUCUCAGGCAUCGAGCAACAACGACGGUUCUUGGUGCCCUGAUUCACUCCCCGGAGGGUUUAUUGACUUCCCUGAAACCCACCAGGCCAUUCAGAACAACGGCCAGCUCGACGACGGCGGCAUUGGCAUCGGCGCGGCGUUUGACGACAUUCAGAAACGAAGUGAUUGGCAAGAAUGGGCUGACCACUUGAUCACCGAUGAGGAUCCUUUGAUAUCUACUAACUGGAACGAUCUCUUGCUUGACACAAGUUCCAACUCAGAUUCAAAGGACCAGAAAGCUCUGCAAAUUACACCGCAACCUCAGAUUGUUCAGCAGCAACCUUCUCCGUCUGUGUCAGUGGAACUGCGACCUGUGAGCACAACAUCUUCAAACAGUAAUAACGGAUCGGGCAAGGCACGUAUGCGUUGGACGCCAGAGCUUCACGAGGCUUUUGUUGAGGCUGUCAACAGUCUUGGUGGCAGUGACAGAGCUACUCCUAAGGGUGUGCUUAAGAUUAUGAAAGUUGAAGGCUUGACUAUAUAUCAUGUCAAGAGCCAUUUGCAGAAGUAUAGGACGGCUAGAUAUAGGCCAGAACCAUCAGAAACUGGUUCGCCAGAGAAGAAGUUGACACCGCUUGAACAUAUAACAUCUCUUGACUUGAAAGGUGGGAUAGGUAUCACCGAAGCUCUGCGACUUCAGAUGGAAGUACAGAAGCAACUCCAUGAGCAGCUCGAGAUUCAAAGAAACCUGCAACUCCGGAUAGAAGAACAAGGCAAGUACCUGCAAAUGAUGUUCGAGAAGCAAAGCUCUGGUCUCAGCAAAGGGGCAGCCUCAACAUCAGAUUCGCCACCCAAAUCCGAGAAAGAAGCCAAGAAAACCGCUGAUUUAGAGGAGCUCGCACCCGAUGAAGCCAGUAGGAAAUGCCAAGAGCCAGAAUCUCCGCAGGCAAAGCGCGCCAAAACCGAUAUUUGA
This is a messenger RNA of Thlaspi arvense, 1272 nucleotides long. Lineage: Eukaryota; Viridiplantae; Streptophyta; Magnoliopsida; Brassicales; Brassicaceae. The record is from the annotation of a GenBank genome assembly.